Messenger RNA from Dissoconium aciculare CBS 342.82, 1262 nucleotides. RefSeq names its product U-box-domain-containing protein. Gene Ontology annotation, molecular function: protein-folding chaperone binding; ubiquitin protein ligase activity. Gene Ontology annotation, cellular component: cytoplasm. Lineage: Eukaryota; Fungi; Ascomycota; Dothideomycetes; Mycosphaerellales; Dissoconiaceae. Bases 348 to 1262 code for a protein of 304 amino acids. The record is from RefSeq and is a predicted model, not a curated record. Gene Ontology annotation, biological process: proteasome-mediated ubiquitin-dependent protein catabolic process; protein polyubiquitination; positive regulation of proteolysis. The transcript has 2 exons.
CCAAGUCUCAACCAAAGCCUAUGCUGGAAAUUAAGACAUAGCAUUAACAAAAAAUUGCUUUUGUAGGCCGUAUCAUCGACCUCAUAUCAUCAUCUCGGGGGUGUGAAGAUCGUCAUCGCUUAUCAUUCACACAUCAUCGGCGGGGCACAGUUUGGAAGCCAGCAUAGAGAGUCGGACAACGGUUACCGGCCUGCCGAUAGACAUUGUCCAUCAUUGUCCAUCUCCCGCCCUCUGUCCUGCGCUCAAGAAUACCUCCACAAGAAAGACGGGCAAGUAGCAAGCUUGAACUCUUCUCAUAACCGAUAUCUCCUUGGAUACGAAAAAGAACCGCGUUGAACCUAACAGCGAUGGCACAUCUCGCCGACUCCCUCAAAGCCCAAGGUAACGAGUCUUUCCGGCGAGGCGAAUUUGUUGAAGCCGAAGAUUUCUAUACCCAAGCCAUCCAGAAGAACCCCGGAAACCCUCUUUUGUUCACGAAUCGCGCCAAUGCUAGGCUGAAAUUACAUCGUUGGGAGGAAGCUGCCCUUGAUUGCAAUAAGGCGAUUGAGAUUACGGGGCAGAAUGCGCCGAAUCAUAAGGCGUAUUACUUUUUAGCCCAAGCGCAUCUAUCUUCAAAUCAUCCUCAACAAGCCCUCGACGCCGCCCAAACCGCCUACACCCAAGUCCUCUACCCCCAUCCCACCACCAAAUCCUCUCCCAACGACCUCCAGACCUUCUCCCUCUACGUCCUCCGCUGCAAAAAAGCCAUCUUUACCUCCCGCGAGCGCGCCCGCCUGCGCGCCCAAGGCGACCUCCUCGCCGACCUCGAAGAAUCCCUCGAGAUGAAACUGCAACAAGACCUGGCCGCGGUAAGUGCCCAACUGCGCGCGCCCUCCAUCUACCACCACUCCGGCCCAACGAUCGGCCCUAUCGCCGCCACCGAAGCCCGCGCCGCACUCCACGCCGCCCACGAAACCCGCCUUUCGGGUCUCCGCGCCGUCUUCGCCCUCGCGCAAGAUCCCAGCCUCACGCCCACGCGCCGCGAAGUCCCCGAUCACCUCGUCGAUAUGAUCACUUUCGAACCCAUGCAUGAUCCCGUGGUGACGAAGAAUGGCCAUAGCUAUGAGCGGGCGACACUGUACGAACAUCUCAAGCGGAGCCCGACGGAUCCGCUGACGAGAGAGCCGUUGAGUAUGCAGGAUGUCCGGAGCAAUUUGGGACUUAAGGCGGCGUGUGAGGAGUUUUGGGCGAGUGGGGCGGAGAUGUGGAUUGGGGAUUGGUGA